Nematostella vectensis (starlet sea anemone) is the source of this 1442-nucleotide messenger RNA. Its product is annotated as UPF0415 protein C7orf25. The coding region runs from base 128 to 1306 and encodes 392 amino acids. The transcript is spliced from 10 exons. The record is from RefSeq and is a predicted model, not a curated record. NCBI's taxonomy places the organism in Eukaryota, Metazoa, Cnidaria, Anthozoa, Actiniaria, Edwardsiidae.
UCAGGAUGCCUUUGGUUCUCCCCAGUCUCUUCAUAAAAUUCAAAAUGGCGGCGUAAAAAGUGUGUUUUGUUGUUUUAUCUUCUACAGGGUUCCAUUCUAAAGUAAACCACUACUUAAUCUUACUUGCAUGGCAGAAGAAGAGUCUAGAGAACUCAAGCAGCUACUGCUAGAACGUGUAAAACUCGGACAUGGGUUGUUAUCCAGAUGUAUGGGGCUUGAACAAAGAAGCAUCGAAGGAAUCGGAAAAUUGACAAGAAAGAUAAAAGCAGAGCUGAAGUUUCUAGAAAUGGUUAAAAACAAAAAGUCAAACGACGCAAGCUAUGUAAAAAGCACAAAUCUAUCUCACCUUCAAGGUGUCAUAAAGACAGUAGAGGAAGCAGAGGGUGUCACUGCUUUAUUUAAAUCAUACUACUAUCACCCGGCUUACAGCGAGGCGGACCAGGUAGCUAUCUCCGUUGAUGUUGUUGCCAAGAAAGGGUCUAAUUGGAUCAAAGUUAUUGCAAGAAAUCCUGUCGCUCUUCAUAGAAUAUGGCAAGGGGAAGGAAAUUUUGGUGACCGUGAUUUGACUGAGCAAGCUAAGGAGCUUAAAGAAUGUGCAGUCCAAAACGAGGUCCACUUUGUCUCUCCCAUCGUAGUGUUUUCCUUCCAAAAUGGUGUCACUGAGGAUGUUGCAAAGGCACUUCUGGAAAUUGGGGUCUGUGUUGAAGGGGAAGUUAUAGGAAACCCAGGCGAGGAAAAGCCAACAAUGGAAUUACCUAAACCUGAUGCUGACCAACUUGGGCAAGAACACAAGAUCUAUCUCUUGAAUUUGGAUGUCUCUUCCAUGAUCGCCUACGUAUCAUCCGUCACUAAUGGUGGAAGGGACUUCAUCUUCAGGGACUCAGUACUUACUUGUCAAGCAGAAAAGGAACUAAAAGAUCCUUUAUUACCAAAACUUGAGGAAUAUUGUAGAGGCAAGGAGCUGUUUGCCUGUAAAUCAGCUGUCACAGACUUCAAGUCAAUAAUUCAAACUAUUGGUGGGGAAAAAGAAAAGGAGAGAGCAAGGAGGCUUCUGGACAGGGUGUCUGUUGUAGAUGAUGAGCCAUCACCUCGUGCACUGAGACUCAAAGAAAGUGCAAGUAUUCGACCGCGCGCUAAGAUUGUGUUUGGCACGGGUGACACCCUCAAAGCUACCACAGUUACAGCAAAUGCAGCGUUUGUCAGGGCAGCUCAAAAUCAGGGAGUGGAGUUCAGCGUGUUACUUCAUGAUUCCCGGGCUCUAACAGAAUCAAAAGAAUCUACUGCAACUCCACUAUCAAAUGAAUGAAAUGAAAAGGAGAAGUCAAUAAGAAAUUUAUGAAUUUGAAUUCAAUGCCAUGCUACUGAAUGAAAGAUGAGGGGAAGAUAUCAUUUAUUAUAUUUAUAAUUAGAGCUAAGUUUAUAAUAAAAUUGUGAAACACUAA